Messenger RNA from Artibeus jamaicensis (Jamaican fruit-eating bat), 1192 nucleotides. RefSeq names its product BTG anti-proliferation factor 4 (gene BTG4). The transcript has 4 exons. Gene Ontology annotation, cellular component: nucleus; cytoplasm. The coding region runs from base 420 to 1115 and encodes 231 amino acids. The record is from RefSeq and is a predicted model, not a curated record. Gene Ontology annotation, biological process: negative regulation of cell population proliferation; negative regulation of mitotic cell cycle. NCBI's taxonomy places the organism in Eukaryota, Metazoa, Chordata, Mammalia, Chiroptera, Phyllostomidae.
GCUCUCUGUGAAUAUGUUUUUAAAACGUAUUUACAACAAUUACCCACACUGAUUACAACAGUUUUUAAAAAGUGGUGCUUGGUGUAAUUACUGUCGUAUUUCAAGACUUUUUCUUUUACUUAAGUUGCAUAAUAUUUCAUUUGUUAAGUAUAUUAAAGUUUAAAAAGAUGUUUUUCCUUGGGAAAUCAUUAAACACUGUCUAGUUGAGGAAGUGGUGUUUUGUAUUGUCAGUUGAUAGUAUUAAUGUGCUUAUUUAGCUCAUUAAGAAGUAGUAAAUAAUUUGUUUUGAAUUUAAGGUAUCUACAAUUUCUGAAUAUCAGUUACAUGCUGGUAAGCUAACUUGUUUCUAUUUAACUUCUUUUUGCUUCCUUUUCAUGGUUACAGACCUCCUCAUAGGGUUUUUUUUUUCUCCUUGAAUCAUGAGAGAUGAAAUUGCAACAACAGUGUUCUUCCUCACAAGAUUGGUGAAAAAGCAUGAUAAAUUGAGUAAACAACAAAUAGAAACCUUUGCAGAAAAGCUGAUGGCCAUCCUGUUUGAAACCUACAGAAGUCACUGGCACUCUGAGUGUCCUUCCAAAGGGCAAGCCUUCAGGUGUAUCAGGAUAAACAAUAAUCAGAAUAAAGAUCCCAUUCUGCAAAGGGCUUGUGCUGAGAGUAAUGUGGAUUUUGCUCACCUGGGACUUCCAAAGGAGAUGACAAUAUGGGUAGAUCCCUUUGAAGUUUGCUGUAGGUAUGGCGAGAAAAAUCAUCCAUUUACAGUGGCUUCUUUCAAAGGCAGAUGGGAGGAGUGGGAGCUCUCUCUGUGGAUCCGGGACGCCGUCAGCAGGGCCGCCCUAGACCACGCCUCCAGCGGCGCUUCCUCGGAUGAAGAGAGUCACCACCGAGAACCUCAGAGAAUCCCUAAAGUCUGCAAUCCGAAGAGUAUUUAUAAGGUUGAAAACUUGAAACAGCCCUUUCAAUCUUGGUUCCAAAUCCCCAGCAAAAAGAAUCUGGCUGAUGGCCGUCUGAGCUUCCUAGGAAAUGCUUGUCAUGCCCUGCGUAAGAACCCUAGGGGUCAUAGGCCUGCAGCUCUUUGCCGGGUGGACAGGUACCACUGGGUCAACACGAACCGGUGAAGCCGUGCCUUGGCACUCAGGGCCUCAGAGCUCAAAGGAGCCAUUUUAUUUUCUCUACACUGAAACUAGUCUCGGUG